Messenger RNA from Camelina sativa (false flax), 584 nucleotides. NCBI's taxonomy places the organism in Eukaryota, Viridiplantae, Streptophyta, Magnoliopsida, Brassicales, Brassicaceae. The record is from RefSeq and is a predicted model, not a curated record.
UUCAAUAUCGUACAACAAGACAAAUCUGCUCCAAAGAAAUCUCCAGAAGAAAGCAAAUCCUCAAGCAAAUUCUUCAUCUUCUUCCCCAAAUUUCUCGAAUCCCUCUUUCUGUAGCGAUGACGUCUCUCCAAUUACACUGCUCCGUUCACUUCCUCCGUCCUAAACACCGUCUUCGCUACUCUCCUCCUAUCUUCACUCCCCGCACCUGCCACUUACCCGGAAAAUUCAGUUUCCGUGAAAGUUUCAGAGUCAGAGCUAAAGCUAAUUCGCUCCGUUGCUUCGCUCAAUCGGAGACGAAGAAGGAAGUGAGUUUCGCUGAGAAAGAGGAACGUCCUUCGUUCGACAUCAAUCUCGCUGUAAUCCUCGCUGGUUUUGCCUUCGAAGCCUACGCUUCACCUCCGGAAAAAAUAGGGAAACGAGAGGUUAAUGCGGCUGGUUGUAAUACUCUUUACCUUUCUGAGUCAUUUGUAAGGGAGGUGUAUGAAUGAUGGACAAUUGAUUUUCCUGCCUUGGAUCCAUGGGGAACGAUUGAUCCUUAUGUGGUGAUGGACUUGGAUGGUCAGGUUGCUAAAAGCAAAACCAUA